GAGAGAGGUCGGGCCCGGCUCUGUUUCCUUCUCCCUAGCCGGCCGUGCCAUGAACGCGGGUGGACAGAGCGACGCUUUCACCCCGGUGCCGUUUUCUCCAGGGGCCACCGUGUUGGUAGAAGUAAGUGCAGAUAUCCACAUCUGCGGUAUCUGCAAACAACAGUACAACACUCUAGAUACUUUUGUAGCUCACAAGCAAAAUGGCUGCCACCUUGGGACAACUGCAGGCACCAGUUCCGUUCAGUUUGUGGCAGAGGCAACAACACCGGCGACCCAGACGCAGACUGCUACAAGUAUGAUCACUGCACAGACACAGACUAUCUCAGUUCCCAGCCGAUUGUCAGAAUUUGGUUUUGAACAAGGAUAUCAGACUUAUCUACCCAGUACCAGCAGUGCAGGUCAAGUUUCUGAUCUAUCCCUGGGACCCACCAGAUCAACUCCAAAAAAAUCAAAAUCAAAUUCAACAUCACAAAAGAAACUAACAUGCUGCUAUCCAGGUUGUGUAUUUAAAACAUCCCAUGGAAAUAAAGAUUUAGAUCGACAUUUAAGAACUCACACGGGUGAAAAACCCUUCAAAUGUGACAUUUGCAACAAGAGGUUCAGUCGUUUGGAUAAGCUGAAGAUGCACAAUCGUUCGCACACCGGAGAGAAACCACAUAAAUGCCAGCACUGUAACUAUGCAGCAGCAGACAGCAGCAGCUUGAAGAAGCACCUCAGGAUCCAUUCUGAUGAGCGUCCAUUUAAAUGUCAGAUAUGCCCUUAUGCUAGCCACAGCUCUAGCCAGCUCAUUAUUCACCUCCGUUCUCAUACUGGUGAUGCUCCUUUCCAAUGUCAGUUGUGUGAUGCCAAAUUUAAAAUCAACUCAGACCUAAAGAGACACAUGCGUAUCCAUUCUGGUGAAAAACCCUACCAGUGUGGCUUCUGUGAUUACCGCUGUGCUAUGAAGGGCAAUCUUCGAUCUCACAUCCGUGUAAAGCACAGCAUGGAGAACACUUUCAAGUGUCCACAGUGCGACUUCCAAUGUGGGAACAAAUCAACGCUGCGACAGCACACGAGGACCCAUCAACCAGAUAAGCCGAUAAAAUGCUUGCAGUGCAGCUACUCCUGUGCUAGUAAAGGAUCUUUGAAGGUACAUGAAAGAAUUCAUUCUGAGGAUCGACCUUUCAGGUGCAAAUUUUGCUCCUUUGAUUCAAAACAACGUAGCAACCUUCUUAUGCACCUAAAGAAACAUCAUAUAAGUAAGGAAAAGUUGAAUGCAGGGAAGAAAGAUGUUGAUGGGCAAAAGCAAGGCAGUUCACGUUUAGUGGUCAAACUGGAUGCCAAAAAGCCUUUCAGAUGUGAUAUGUGUGAAGCAAGUUUUGUUAGAGAAGAUUCACUCCGCAGCCAUAAGAAUCAACACCGUGAUUUGUCCCACAGCAGUGAUAACAGUGCACUAGCAGUUUUACAGCUGCAGAUGCAUCAUGAGAACCAAACCAGUGUUCCUUCUGUGUCUAAUCAUCUUCAACCAAGAUCAGUCACAUCAUUUAGCAAAGGAGAGGUGAAGAUUAUAGUUAGUCACCAAUUGAAUCCAGCCAACAGCAUUGUUCAAGCAGCAACAAAUGAAGAUCAUACAAUAAGAGAUACUGUGGUAUCUGAUUCAAGCCAUCAGAACAGGGAUGAUGUAACCUCUAGUAACCAGUUGCAACUGUUACAGCAGGUCAGUUUGAUUGCUCCAACCCAACAAACAAUAUCACAGAAUGAAGCUGAAACUAACUCAUCUUUAGAGCAGGAAGCCACUUUACUUAGCUCUAUCGAUUCGAGUGCUACUGACAGUCUCCAUCAGGCGCUAAUGCAAACCACAGCUGUUGCUAACCAAGCAUCUUCAAACAGCCAGUCAUUCAUCACUGCUUCUACAAUCAACUGCUCGGACCUGGAUGGCUUAAAUGCCCUUAUUCAAGAGGAAAGCAGGGAAGUCACUGUAGUUAGUGAUGCUAGCCAGACUGUUGCAACCUCCUCCUCCUCCUCAUCCUCAGCAUCGCCCAUCUUCUCUUCCCCAUCUCCUCAGUUGCAGGCACCUAAACAAACUUAUCCUAUUGUUCCAGCAGGGGCUCCAUCUGUUACCUGCUCAGUAUUACAAAUUCCAUCUCAUAAUUCUUCAGCUACAGGAUUUCCCUCACAGUCCGAGGAAACAAACAGUCUUUUGGUAUCCAGCAUUGGCAUUAGCACUUCAGGAGUGAUUAUACAGAGUCUUCCAAUGGUUGUUUCAACAGCACAGCAACAGCAAACUGAUGAUCCGCUCUCUGAGCGGGCUUUCUACUCUGAUUCCAGUGCUCCCACAACCUUAGUGCUACAGGAUACUUCACAGCUUUCUGACAGACAAACAAUGCACCUUACCUCUGGUGGAGACAGCACACAAUCUUCCUGUUCUGUAACUGAAACCCAAGAGUGGACAAUGUGAACUUAUUAUCUUGUCGAUCUGGAUUCUGAAUGUGAUUCUGAUUGACUGAAAUGCAGUGAUGAAGCAGAAUCUAAUGUUUGUGAGUUCUGUAGACAGCUAUUGUACUCUUAUUUGGGCAUGAUUUUCUUACAUAGUAGAUCAUUAAGAUGAAAUUAUUGCAAGAAAACUUAUUUCAUUCAUAGCCAUCUGUGGUUUUGAACUAGCUUCAUAGCUUUGGUGAUAGUUAACAAAGAUCAGAUUUCAGCCUGAAUCUUAAUUAAUGUUUGAAAAUGUUAACCACUGUGUGCUUGGGUGCUUCAACAUCCUAAGUACCUUAUGGUAAAGGUACAUUACAAACAAUUAUUAGUGAACCACAUCCUGAGCUAUGAAGAAUCUCUCUUGGUUUUCCGAUAAUUGAAUAAGACAUUGUUGAAACAAACCAUUCUGAUUGGGGGAAGGAGGAAGAUGGAGUGAGGGACAACAGAUUUGUGAUUUUAGUUUGCAUGGAGUCAUCUGGGCUUGAUUGAAUCAGCAACUUUGGACUCUAGAAGAGUUCUGAUCCAGAUUGCUAUCUUCAGGUAAGGUUAUGUGUGUGGCUAUCACUGAUGUAAUUACUUUAUGCAUACGAGGAACACAAAAAGUUAGCCUGCAGGUUCAGCAGACAAAUAAGAAGGAAAGUGGCAUGUUGGCCUUUAUUGCAAGGGGAUUGGAGUACAAGAAUAAGGGAAUCUUGCUACAAUUGUGCCGGGCUUUGAUGAGACCACAUCUGGAGUACAGUGCGCAGUUUUGGUCUCCAUAUCUAAGGAAGGAUAUACUUGGCUUGGAGGUGGCACAGUGAAGGUUUACUAGCUUGGCCCCUGGGAUGAGAGGGUUGCCCUAUGAUGAGAGGCUGAGUAAAUUGGGCCUGUACCCUCUGGAGUUUAGAAGAAUGAGAGAUUAUCUCAUUGAAACAUACAAGAUUCUAGAGGGCUGAAGAAUCUAGAAGAUGAGGUCACAGCCUCAGGAUGAAGGGUUGAUCAUUUAGGACUGAGAAGAAGAGAAAUUUCUUCACUCAGAGGGUUGUGAACUUUUGGAAUUAUUCACCCUAGAGGUUUCUGGAUGCUCUGCUGUCGAGUAUGUAAGACUGGGAUGGACAGAUUUUUGAUCUCUCAGAGAAUCAGGGGAUAUGGGGAGCUGUCAGGGAAGUGAAGUUGAAGUGGAAGAUCAUAUUGAGUGGUGAAGCAGGCUUGAGGGACCAAAUGGUCUACUGCUCCUAUUUCUUAUGUUCUAAUGAACUUACAGCCAUAUGCUGAUGAUGUUUACUGUCUAGGCUCACAGAUGCAGAAUGGUCAUGUAGGCAAAGAACUGUAGAUUGGUCUUCAUCUGGCAUGAGUUAGUUGCAUUAGAAGGGGAAAGAGAUUAACAAAGGAACAACAGUAGUCUUUGUUGGACCUUAUUAGAUUGGCUUAUCUGACAUUCGACGGGCUGCACCAAAGUAAGCAGGACAAACUAUGUCACCUGGAGGGAAGCCCGCAUUGAAGUAUGAAGGGGAAAAGGAUGUAAAGUUUCCCCUAAAUGAUGUAUUUCAAUCUUUAACUGAUUUGAAGAAUUCAGUUGCCCACAAUCAUUCUCUAGUUAUCUAAUCCAGUACAUUAAAGCAACCAAAUAUUUGACUGUUCUCGAGACAAGAGAUCAAGUAUUGAAUUGAUUAAUAAGCUGGUCUCAAAAUCAGUAAGCCUAACCAAUUAACAAUGUAAUUUAAUUGAGGAGCAUCUUGUAUAUUUUUAAGCUGGCAUUUUGUAUAAUUUCUAUGAGCAAAUCAGCAGAACAGCACAGACAAUAAAAGUUAACUAAUAAAAGAAA
Molecule: messenger RNA, 4258 nt
Organism: Carcharodon carcharias (great white shark)
Lineage: Eukaryota; Metazoa; Chordata; Chondrichthyes; Lamniformes; Lamnidae
Gene: zfp64
Product: zinc finger protein 64 homolog (mouse)
Exons: 6
Coding region: 50-2437 (795 amino acids)
Biological process (GO): regulation of DNA-templated transcription
Cellular component (GO): nucleus
Molecular function (GO): DNA-binding transcription factor activity, RNA polymerase II-specific; RNA polymerase II cis-regulatory region sequence-specific DNA binding
Source: RefSeq, a predicted model, not a curated record